Molecule: messenger RNA, 1188 nt
Organism: Penicillium pulvis
Lineage: Eukaryota; Fungi; Ascomycota; Eurotiomycetes; Eurotiales; Aspergillaceae
Product: TLC domain-containing protein
Exons: 2
Coding region: 1-1188 (395 amino acids)
Biological process (GO): lipid homeostasis
Cellular component (GO): membrane; endoplasmic reticulum
Source: RefSeq, a predicted model, not a curated record
AUGCUGGACCCUCUCGGGCCCCCUCCAGCAUGGCUGCGAGAGUUCACCAAGCCUUAUGCGUUACUGCUAGAUAGUCCGACACUCACCGAGCACAUUCAUGAGGUCUUUCUGGCCUUCGCUUUCUACCAGUUCAUCCACUCGGUAGUCUCGCCGGUGCUAUCGCCGAUCCUCUUCCCGCAGUCCUACAGCAAGUUGUCUGCCCGCACCAAGUUGAAUUGGGAUAUCCAUGUCGUGUCUCUUGUGCAGAGUAUUGUUAUCAACGCUCUCGCCCUGUGGGUUAUGUUCGUUGAUGACGAGCGUAACUCCAUGUCUCCCCUGGAGCGUGUCUUCGGGUACACGGGUGCCUGCGGGUUGAUUCAGGCACUGGCUGUCGGAUACUUCAUCUACGACCUGAUUGUCAGCACGAUCUAUGUGAAGAUGUUUGGUAUCGGAACACUCUUCCACGCGAUCAGUGCUCUUUGGGUAUUCAGUCUUGGAUUCAAACCAUUCCUUAACUACUAUGCCUCGACAUUCAUCCUUUACGAGCUUUCGACCCCCUUCCUCAACAUCCACUGGUUCCUUGACAAAGUCAACAUGACCGGCAGCAAGGCUCAAUGGUACAAUGGCAUGGCGCUGCUGUCCGUGUUCUUCUCCUGCCGCCUUAUUUGGGGAACUUGGCAAUCUGUCGUUGUCUACAGUGACAUGUGGACCGCUCUCCAACAGACCUGGAAUGCCUCGUCCGGCCCGCUAACAGAGCCCGUCAACAUCAACGCCAACGUCUUCCAGCUAACCCGCAGCAGCAUGUGCAUCGAUGAGACUUGUGCUCGCGCCAAUGCUGAGAUCUCCCAGUUCAAGGAGUACACCGCUGCAGGUGUCCCGACAUGGCUGGUUUUGACUUACGUUUUGUCAAACCUGGUCCUGAACUUCUUGAAUUACUUCUGGUUCUUCAAGAUGGUCGAGACUGUUCUCAAGCGAUUCCGCACACCGGAAGCUUCGGGGACGAAGCCCGCACGCGGCGAGAAGAAGGGCGAGUCCGCGAAGUUGGAGGGCCCUGCUCAGGACAUUAUCCUCGAGGCAGCCGCUAAUAUGGAGGCCGAGGGCUCCCCCUUGCGCGAGCAUCCCUCCAGAGAUUUUGAUGUUGGCACGAACGAGGAGUUGAGAAGGCGGAGGGUGGAUCUUGUUUCGAAGGUCCCUCUGCCUGGGUCAUAG